This is a messenger RNA of Ceratotherium simum simum (southern white rhinoceros), 6092 nucleotides long. The record is from RefSeq and is a predicted model, not a curated record. Lineage: Eukaryota; Metazoa; Chordata; Mammalia; Perissodactyla; Rhinocerotidae.
CGGCGCCGAACGAGCGGAGCCGAGGAUGGCUGCGCCGGGCCCCUUCCCGCUGCUGGUCGAAGGGUCCUGGGGUCCCGACCCCCCGAAGAACUUGGUCACCAAGUUGCAGAUGUACUUCCAGAGCCCGAGGAGAUCGGGAGGCGGGGAGUGUGAGGUCCGCCAGCAGCCGGGCAGCCCGCCCCGCUUCCUGGUGCUCUUCUCCCCGGAGGACGUUCGGCCAAAAGUUCUGGAGAGAGAGAACCACGAGUUAGGCUGGCCAGGAAAAGGAACAUUCAAGUUAACUGUCCAGUUGCCCACAGCCCCAGAUGAUGUCUUUGAGGGGAAAGUUCCAAGAGAGGAAUCCAAGACCAAAGAACAUGUCAAAGAACCAGAUGUGUCAGAAGAACUGGAAACAAAACUCUCUCUCAAUAGAAGAUCAGAGAAAAUGGAAAAUAUCCCCAAAGAAUGUGAAAAUAUUUCCUCUUUGGUUGCAUUUGAAAAUCUCAAGGCACAUGUGACGGAUAUAAUGUUAAUCUUUGUAGUGGAGAACCUAAGUGGCCUGUCCAGUGAUGAAUUUCAACUGGAAGUAAUACGAGAUUUUGAUGUUGCCAUAGUUACCUUUCAAAAAUAUAUAGAUGUCAUGAAAUUUGUUGAUGACUGCGCCAACCACCAUACAGUGAAAGAGCUCCAGCUUUCUCCAAGACUUCUGGAAGUGACAAAAAAAGUCAGGGUUGAAAACCUGCCACCUGGUGUUGAUGACGAUGAUUUAAAAAGUUUAUUUGAAAAUCCUCGUAAUGGAGGGGGAAGAGUUGUCAGCGUUGAGUGUUUUCCUGAAGAGAGUUCAGCUCUGAUUGAAUUUUUUGACAGAGGAGUGGUAGACACCAUCAUGACCAAGAAACUUGACCUCAAUAAUAUGCCGCUGUCUGUGUUCCCAUAUUAUACAUCUUUGGGCACAGCCUUGUAUGGAAAGGAGAAGCCUCUGAUCAAGCUUCCAGCCCCAUUCCGAGAAUCCUUGGAUCUUCCCUUAUGGAAGUUCUUGCAGAAAAAGAAUCACCUGAUUGAGGAGAUAAAUGAUGAAGUGAGACGUUGUCACUGUGAGCUAACAUGGUCCCAACUCAGUGGUGAAGUUACCAUCAGACCUGCAGCCACCUUAGUCAACCAAGGAAGACGAAGAAUCAAGACCUGGCAGAAAGACGCUUCCACAGCAUUCUCUGGCAUCAGGUCUAAAUAUACAGUUACUCUAUUUGAAGUGGAUCCAAUAGUGUGGGACGCCAUAAAAAAUGAUUUAGAAGACGAUAGGAUUUUGUUGGAGUUUGAUACAAGUAUGGGGAUUGUAACCUUAGUGGGGAAAUCAGAGGAUAUACAAAACAUUGAGCCACACGUCAAGGAAUUAAUAGAAAGCACCACUCAAAAAAUUAAAAGAGAAGAGCAAAGUCUGAAGGAAAAAGUGGCCAUUUCUCCAGGAAGGUAUUCUCUUCUGUGCCACAGUGGUGUCCAGGAGCGUCUCCGCAUGGAGUGCCCAGAGAUGGAGAUGGCUUAUGAUAAAGCCACUCGAUGCUUGUGCUUGAAAGGACUCAGAGCAGAUGUGUAUAAAGUGAAGUGUGAACUCCAGGAAACGGUGCACACCAUGGCUGAGAAAAACAUUCAGUUUCCCAAGGAGGUUUUCCAGUUUUUGCAACAGGUAGACUGUGCAGAAUUCUCUGAGUCUCUUUUUAUAGCACAGAAAAUUCUUGCCGUUUAUGAGCUAGAGAGCAGAGCUGUUCUCUUAAGCAGCUGUUCUUCUGAAGUUCUGUUAGAAGCUGAAAAGCAGAUGGUCAGUGCCUUACUUUAUAAGCACAUUGAUGUCGAGGACAGGGAAGUUCUUAAUGACAAGAAAUGGAAAGAACUCACUCGCAAUUUGCAUGAGAACUAUAAUUCAUCCUCAAAGACGGUAAUAAUCAGUGAGUUAAUUUCAGAAACCACGGCUGAGGUCAUCAUCGCAGGCUGUGUGAGAGAAGUCAAUGAAGUCCAUGGCUUGCUUUCUAACUUCGUGGAAAAACACACGAAAAUAGAGAGAUUUAUUGAAGUAAAGCCAUCCUUGGUUAUUGGUUAUAUAAAGGCACAAGAGAAGCCACUCUGGUUAAAGCUAAAGACGGAAAAUGUACAGGUAACUUUCAAUCCUGAGAACAAACCAAAAGGCAUUUUACUAACUGGCCCAAAGGCAGAAGUCCUAGAGGGAAUGAACAUGGUCAAGAAUGCCCGGGACUCAGCCUGUGUUAAAAGCAUCCAUAUCAAUAACGUGGGCACGAUUCUCCAAACCAGUGGUUGCAAUCUGCAUUGCCACCGUGUGCUUCAUGUGGUGGCUCCGGACUGGAGUAAUGGCAGCGUGUCUUCACAGGAGAUCAUGAAAGACAUAAUCAGAGAAUGUUUGAAAAUCACCGAGAGCUUGUCCUUGAAAUCAAUUGCAUUUCCAGCAAUAGGAACUGGAAAUUUGGGGUUUCCUAAAACCAUUUUUGCUGAAUUAAUUAUUUCAGAAGUGUUCAAAUUUCGUAGCAAGAGUCAACUGACAACUUUACAAGAAGUCCACUUUCUCCUGCGCCCGAAUGAUCUUGGAAAUAUUCAGGCAUUUUCAGAUGAAUUUGUCAGAAUGGCUAAUGGAAAUUUCAUCAGUGACAAAAUUCCCAAGGCUGAAGAUACACAAGGUUUCUAUGGGACUCUUUCCAGCCCUGUUUUAGGAGUGCAUGAAAUGAAGAUUGGUCCCAUCAUCUUCCAGGUGGCCUCUGGAGAUAUCACCAAAGAAGAGGCAGAUGUGAUUGUGAAUUCAACAUCAAACACAUUUAAUCUCAAAGCAGGGGUCUCCAAAGCAAUUUUAGAACAUGCCGGACAAAGUGUGGAAAUGGAAUGUUCUCGCCAAGCUCAGCAGGGCAACCAUGAUUAUAUAAUUACUGAAGGAGGAUCACUGAAGUGCAAGAACAUUAUUCAUGUCGUUGGCGGAAAGGAUGUCAAGACAUCCGUUUCCUGUGUUUUACAAGAGUGUGAAAAGCGGAAUUACUCGUCCAUUUGCCUCCCAGCCAUUGGGACAGGAAAUGCCAAACAAGAUCCGGAUAAGGUUGCUGGAGCCAUAAUUGAUGCCAUUGAAGAAUUUAUCCAGAAAGGAUCAGUCCAGUCUGUGAAAAAAGUUAAAGUUGUUAUCUUUCUGCCUCAAGUGCUGGAUGUGUUUUAUGCCAACAUGAAAAAAAGAGAAGGAUCUCAGGCUUCUCUCCAACAGUCUGUGAUAUCUAAACAUGCAUCAUGUUUGGGCUUAAAGCAAUCUCCCACAAAACACAAACCUUUGGUUUUGGAAAAGAAAACAGAAUCAGCAGUUUUUCAGAUGUGCGGUGAAAAUGUAAAACGUGUGGAAGACGCCUUCUCUUGGAUACAGGGUCUGAUUGAAAAAGAACAGUUUCGUUACACCAGUGAAGAGGAAUGUAUCAAAGACUUUCAUGAAAAGGAAUAUGGGGAAUUGAAUGAGCUGCAGAAGAAAUUAGAUAUUACCAUUUCCUUGGACCAUAAAAGACCUUUGAUUGAGGUUUUGGGAAUUAGUAGAGAUGUGAUACAGGCUAGAGACGCAAUUGAGGAAAUGAUCAAGAGGGUCAGGUUGGACAAAGAUCAGGAAUCCCGGGCAGAUUAUAUCAGUGAAUUUAUAGAAUGGCGAUAUGAUGACAAUAACACUCUUCAUCAUUUUGACAAAAUAACCAAUCUGCGAUUAGAGGAAGCAAGAAGAGCAAACAGAAGGACAAUUAGUGUCGAAAUUAAUCAUCAGAACUACACAGUGGACUUGAACACGUAUACUGCUACAGAUGCAAAGGGAAACCAAUUAACUGUUCAGCGCCAUAUGAAAUCUGAAGGUGAGUUCCCUGCGCACUGGAGUGCUAUGGAGCAGCAGAAGGUCUGUGUGGUUGAGCUGCAGCCUGGUGAUCCAGAAUACAACACUGUGGCAAGCAAGUUUAAUCAGACCUGCUCCAACUUCACCAUAGAGAAGAUUCAGAGGAUCGAGAAUCCAGAUCUCUGGAAUAGCUACCAGGCAAAGAAAAAACCCAUGGACGCCAAGAAUGGCCAUGUCACAAAUGAGAAGCAGCUCUUCCAUGGGACGGAUGCUGACUCGGUGCCACAUAUUAACCAAAAUGGCUUUAACCGCAAUUAUUCUGGAAAGAAUGCUGCAGCAUUUGGAAAGGGAACCUAUUUUGCUGUCAAUGCCAGUUAUUCAGCCGAUGAUACAUACUCCAGACCAGACACAAAUGGGAAAAAGCAUAUGUAUUACGCACGAGUACUUACUGGAGUCUACACAUACGGACAUCAUGGAUUACUUGUGCCUCCUCCAAAGAACCCUCAAAAUCCUACUGACCUGUAUGACACUGUCACAGAUCAUGUGCAAAAUCCAAGUCUAUUUGUGGUAUUUAAUGACUAUCAGGCUUACCCAGAGUACCUCAUUACUUUUAGAAAAUAACAUUUUGGUAUCCUUCAUAGAAGACAUAUUCAUCUCUACAUACCUGGUUGUAAAACAAGUGUUAGAUUUUUUUUUCUAACAGCUUUUUCUAAGAUCAAAGGAUCCUUGGCACUGAAAUCAAACUUUCUUCAGCUUCUAUUUCAUAACUGGAAAGGACCUAUCUUGAGAGCAAUAAAUUUGAGAAUUUAAAUCAGAUAACUUAGUUACAACUGUGUGUUCACAACUGUAGACGUCACAUUGUUGAAAAACAGGCUUGUAUUUGCAGGAAGGAGAGAAUAACAUUCAUCUUAAAAGCAGAGAGCACAGCCAUGCAAUUUCAGCUGCUGCUGAAGGAGACAGCUGGCAUCACACCAGGACACCAUAUUGCUGUGGGGAGCACAGUAUGACUAAGAGGGCGGAACUACUAUCUUCCUGGGGGCAGGGAUGGUGUCUUACUCAUUUUUUUUAUCCCUGGGCUCAGGUCUGUGCCUGAUGUACAAAGGAUGCUCCAUAAAUGUUUCAUAAACCAGUUAAGAAGGAAAAGGCUAGUCAGACUGCUACCCAAAGUAGGAACCAUCUCUUCAACACCCUUGACUUAUUGUCACUAGGCCUCAAAUUGGACAGAUUCCAUGACAGGGAACUUCGAUUUCACAAACCAGCCCAUGACACGUGGGACAGCUGCAGUCCGGGCUCUGGGAUUGCAGUGCAGCUGCACCGGCCCAGUCCCGCGGCUGUGGUCUAGCUCGUGGUCCAGGUGAACUGUGCCCCAUGGAGUGGUGCAGUGCAGCAUCCUGGCUCCACUGGUCCUUUUUAUGUUGAACCCAAACCUGCCUUCUUAUAACCUCUACUCAUUGGUCUUCCUUUUGUCCAGUGAAAACAGUGGGAUAAUGCCUGCUGCAUCCUCAGUGUGAAACCCUUCUACUGUGUUGAGAUUAAAUGAAAUCUAAGGUUUUUAAAUAGCAUAUUUUCCCUGACAGCCUAGCUUUUAAUGAUUUUAAAGCCUUGUGCAUAAAUAAACCAAAGGAAUUAAGCAUAUUGCUAAUUUGCUGACUCAGUAUCUAUUGGAUGGUAAAGAAAAGCUUUUUUUAACUUCUCCAGGUGAAUUUCAGGUUCCAACACUGAUUACUGAGCAUCUAGAUUGCACCAGGUAGUAUAAUAGAUGCUUUCACACACACUAUUUAUUUUAUUCCCCCAACAAUCUUGUGAGGUAAGAGUUAUAUCCCCACUUUAAAGCUGAGGACACUGGUGCUCAGAGUGCAAGAAGCUUCCUUGCCUGAGGUCACCUAGGUAACAGCCGCAGAACCAGGAACUGAAUCUUGGUCUCUGUGUCAUCAAGCCCUUUGCUCUUCCCACUACAGAAAAAUGGCCUCUAGAUUAAUGUUACUGAUUCAGGAACUUCUCAGACAAGCUGUGAAUUACCCUCAUAUUCCCUUAGCUUUUUCCUUCUGGCUUUGGUUUCUAUUGUAGAGUCUCUUCAUUGGAAGCCCUUUAGGCCAAGGGUCAUGAGCUGAUGCCCAUGCAAAGCCAGUGCAGACGGUGCUCUUGGAUGCUAGGAGUUGCUAGGAGGGUAAAGGCGCUCCCCUGGCUGCCCGAACACCUGCUCUUCACGUAGAGGAGGCUGAAAGGGCCACAGUUGCUGCUUCAUUAACACAGAUUUCUUGAAAUUUUU